GUUUUGUCUAUGAUCAAAAAAAUAGAAACUUUACAAACUAGCAGCAAGCCGUCAUGAAAGAAGUGUGAACAUUUUUUCUGUAAAACUGUCUGUUUGACUUGAAAAGUUAACUUUGUUGGGGCGCUGAAACUGAAAUUAAAACUUUUACGCAAACUUUUAAAAAUAUGUAAAAAUGGCAGACGAUCAACUUCCAGACAGUGCUACUCAGACACAAACUCAGAAUUCUCAAAUUGAAUGGAGUCAACAGAAUACUCCGUCUUUUAUUCCUACCAUCUGGGGAAGAUUGUAUUCUACGAAAAUUACGACGACUGGGAGGCACUGCUGGUCAAAUUCCCGGCGCCCUGAAUAUUUUGAUCUCAUUCAACCAGAGUUUACUGUGGGCAGAGCCCUAACAUGCAGCUAUCCAGUGAAAAGAGAUGUCAUCAAAGAGUCUAUAAUCAAAAAUAUCAGCAAACAACAGUUUAGAAUCACAAGAGAUAUGUCUGAGCCCCUGUGUCCAGCUAUUAUAACUGAUUUGUCAUACAACGGCACUUUUGUCAAUGGAGAACUGAUUGGCAAAGGAAACUGCCGUGUAUUAGAUGAUAAUGACGAGAUAGCUAUCACUCAUGUGUUUGUCAAAAUUUUUAUUUUCAAAGAUUUGUUGAAAAAUGAACAAGAUCAAGUUCCUAAAGAGAUUUCUAAGAAGUACUAUAUCUCGAGGACAUUGGGCCAGGGUGCCUGUGGCCUAGUCAAACUCAUUUAUGACAAAGUCAAAUGUACCAAAUAUGCUAUGAAAAUAAUUAAGAAGAGUAGACUGACUAAUGGACAAAUCAACCAUUUGAAUGAUCCAGAAAAGAUCAUGAAUGAGAUUGCCAUUAUGAAAGCUGUACAGCAUCCAUGUAUAAUCUCAACGGAGGAAGUGUUUGACUCUCGUGACGCAGUCUACAUAGUCCUGGAACUGAUGCAAGGCGGGGAACUGUUUGACAGGAUCACUAAACAAGGACACUUGUCUGAACAAUUUACAAGGUUCCUGUUCAGACAGAUGGUGCUGGCUGUGAAGUACCUCCACUCUCAGGGUAUUACACACAGAGAUCUCAAGCCUGAAAAUGUACUUCUUGAGAGCCAGGGGGAUGACACUCUAGUCAAAAUAACUGACUUUGGACUGAGUAAGUUUGUUGGAGAAGACAGUUUCAUGAAGACUAUGUGCGGCACACCACUGUACUUAGCACCUGAGGUGCUUAGAGCGAAUGGACAGAAGAGCUAUGGACCAGAAGUAGAUGUGUGGAGCUUGGGAGUUAUUUUCUUUGUAUGCCUCGUCGGCUACCUACCAUUCUCGGCAGACUAUAACGACAUGUCCCUCAAAGAUCAAAUUAUGACGGGAAGGUACAGAUUCUCGCAAGCACACUGGUGUAACAUAAGUUUGCAGGGCAAACUGCUAAUGAAGAGAAUGCUGACAGUACAAGUUGACAGAAGGAUCACACUUAACCAAAUCCUGAACCAUAGCUGGAUGCAGGACAAUGAUGUAAUCAUCAGGGUGGAAAAGUUACUUUCCCAUAAGCAAGCAACAUCAGGCACGGAGGUGUCUCUUUCAACCUCAAGUGAAGAUGAUGAGAAUGGCAACUCUGGUGCUGUCACUGUACUAAGGUUGGUAGCGACUGCCAAACGACCGCUGAGCGACAGUUUCAGCUCCUGUGAACCCAUCCCUAAGAAACUAAGGAUUGGUAUGUCUGAAAAACAUGAUGACACAACUUCUACAACUAGCUGCUGCUCUGAUGAUUAAGUUUUGAUUAAAAUCUCUUGACAAUUUUAUAUAUUACUGGUUCUAAUAAUUCUAUUGUCAUUUUUUAUACAAUAAUUAUGAAACAAAGUGUCUUGACUGUGACUGUACAUUCCGCUACGCAUUUCGGAAGUACAAUUAAUGAAUGACGGGUAUUUUUGGUUUUAAAUACCAUUUUAUUUGGAAUAAUUGUUAUUUUAAUAAUUAAUGAUUAAAUGAUUACUUAUAAUUUUGUUCAGUAAGGACAUGUGAUAUUUUUUAAUGUUUCUCAAUUUUAAUUUGUCCAAUGUGACACGUUUGUUAAGAUAUUGUUUGAUUUUAAAUGUGAAAGUGUCCAUAUAUGUUAAACAAGAUUGUGCAAAUGUAAAUGUGCACAAAACUUUAUUGUACCAGUUAAAUGUGGAUGCAUGUUAUUUUAAAGGUGCCAUAUUGAACUUAAAAAAUACUGUAAUAAGAACGAGUU
Spodoptera frugiperda (fall armyworm) is the source of this 2219-nucleotide messenger RNA. RefSeq names its product ovarian-specific serine/threonine-protein kinase Lok (gene Chk2). Gene Ontology annotation, molecular function: protein binding; protein serine/threonine kinase activity; ATP binding. Lineage: Eukaryota; Metazoa; Arthropoda; Insecta; Lepidoptera; Noctuidae. Gene Ontology annotation, biological process: protein phosphorylation; mitotic DNA damage checkpoint signaling. The coding region runs from base 173 to 1759 and encodes 528 amino acids. The transcript has 9 exons. Gene Ontology annotation, cellular component: cytoplasm; nucleus. The record is from RefSeq and is a predicted model, not a curated record.